UCCAGGAAUUUGUGGCGGAGAGGGCAAAUAACUGCGGCUCUCCAGGCGCCCAGAUGCUCGCACCAUGUCGAGGCGCAAGCAGGCGAAAUCCCAGCACAUCAACUCCGAGGAGGACCAGGGCGAGCAGCAGCCGCAGCAGGCGACCCCGGAGUUUGCAGAUGCGGCCCCAGCGGCGCCCGCGGCGGGGGAGCCGGGUGCUCCAGUGAACCACCCAGGGAAUGACGAUGAGGCGGGUGAGGACGAAGCCACAGUAAAGCGGCUUCGUCGGGAGGAGACGCACAUCUGCGAGAAAUGCUGCGCGGAGUUCUUCAGCAUCUCUGAGUUCCUGGAACAUAAGAAAAAUUGCACUAAACACCCACCUGUCCUCAUCAUGAAUGACAGCGAGGGCCCGGUGCCUUCAGAAGACUUCUCUGGAGCUGUACUGAGCCAACAGUCCCCCAGUCCCAGCAGUAAGGACAGUCACAGGGAGAAUGGUGGCAGCUCAGGGGACAUGAAGGAGAAGCCAGGUGCGGAGUCUGUGGUGUACCUAAAGACAGAGACAGCCCUGCCACCCACCCCCCAGGACAUAAGCUAUUUACCCAAAGGCAAAGUGGCCAACACUAACGUGACCUUGCAGGCACUACGGGGCACCAAGGUGGCAGUGAAUCAGCGGAGCGCGGAUGCCCUCCCUGCCCCUGUGCCCUGUGCCAAUAGCAUCCCGUGGGUCCUGGAGCAGAUCUUGUGUCUGCAGCAGCAGCAGCUCCAGCAGAUCCAGCUUACUGAGCAGAUCCGCGUCCAGGUGAACAUGUGGGCCUCCCACGCCCUCCACUCGAGUGGGGCAGGGGCCGAAACGCUGAAGACCCUGAGCAGCCACGUGUCCCAGCAGGUGUCUGCAGCUGUGGCUCUGCUCAGCCAGAAAGCUGGAAGCCAAGGUCUGUCUCUGGAUGCCUUGAAACAAGCCAAGCUACCUCACGCCAACAUCCCUACUGCUACCAGCUCCCUGUCCCCAGGGCUGGCGCCCUUCACUCUGAAGCCGGAUGGGACCCGGGUGCUCCCGAACGUCAUGUCCCGCCUCCCGAGCGCUUUGCUUCCUCAGGCCCCAGGCUCGGUGCUCUUCCAGAGCCCUUUCUCCACCAUGGCGCUAGACACAUCCAAGAAGGGGAAGCGGAAGCCCCCAAACGUCUCCGCGGUGGAAGUCAAACCCAAGGACGAGGCGGUCCUCUACAAGCACAAGUGUCGGAGCAGUCUCCCUUCCACGUUUAUCCGAGCCCAGCCGACCUAUGUCAAGGUUGAAGUUCCUGGCACGUUUGUGGGACCCUCAGCCUUGUCCCCAGGGAUGACCCCUUUGUUAGCAGCCCAGCCACGCCGACAGGCCAAGCAACAUGGCUGCACACGGUGUGGGAAGAACUUCUCAUCUGCCAGCGCUCUUCAGAUCCAUGAGCGGACUCACACUGGAGAGAAGCCUUUUGUGUGCAACAUUUGUGGGCGAGCUUUUACCACCAAAGGCAACUUGAAGGUUCACUACAUGACACACGGAGCAAACAAUAACUCAGCCCGCCGUGGAAGGAAGCUGGCCAUCGAGAACACCAUGGCUCUGUUAGGUACGGACGGAAAAAGAGUCUCAGAAAUGUUUCCCAAGGAAAUCCUGGCCCCCUCUGUGAACGUGGACCCUGUUGUGUGGAACCAGUACACCAGCAUGCUCAACGGUGGUCUGGCCGUGAAGACCAAUGAGAUCUCUGUGAUCCAGAGUGGGGGCGUUCCUACCCUCCCGGUUUCCUUGGGGGCCAGCUCCGUGGUGAAUAACACCACUGUCUCCAAGAUGGAUGGUUCCCAAUCAGGUAUCGGUGCAGACGUGGAAAAACCAGGUGCUACUGACAGCGUUCCCAAACACCAGUUUCCUCACUUCCUGGAAGAAAACAAGAUUGCGGUCAGCUAAGCUAAAGGAGAACGUGCAUGGAAGGAGAAGGGCAGACAGUGAAGUCUCUAGAAUCUGCUUUGUUUCGUGAGAACUCAUUUCCUCCUGUUUUCUUUUUCUCACUGAUAUGCAAAUGAUGUUUACCCUGGUUGUGACCACAACCUCAGGCAAGUCCUACAAUCACGAUUGUUGCUAUGCUGCUUUGCAAAAAAUUGAAAAAAAAAAAAAAAUUCAUACCAAAACAAAUAGACUUUUGUUUUGUUUUUUGUUUUUUUGAGGCGGAGUUUCGCUCCAUCACCCAGGCUGGAAUGCAGUGGUGUGAUCUCAGCUCACCACAACCUCCGCCUCCCGGGUUCAAGCCAUUCUCCUUCCUCAGCUUUUGAAUAGCUGGGAUUAUAGACACAUGGUACUGUGCCCAGCUAAUUUUUAUAUUUUGAGUAGGGAUGGGGGUUUUUCAUUAAAUUGGCCAGGCUGGUCUUGAACUCCUGACCUCGUGGUCCACCUGCCUUGGCUUCCCAAAGUGCUGGGAUUACAACCAUGAGCCACUGUGCCCGGCACUUUUUUUUAAUGUUGGAAAGAAGCGGGUCUUGCAAAGUAGCUUUGUUAACUUGUAACAGACGUAUAUGUAGAGCCUCUGUACAACCUAGAAUGACUUUUUCCAAAGACUUUCAAGGUAGGACUGUUGGAACUUCCAACAGUGGAAAAGACAACUACAUAGCCUGAUUAAGGGAGAGGGUUCUGUAUUCUUCCUCUCUCUAACUCUAUACUUCCAUGGGACUGUACAUGCGGGUAAAAGGACAAGGUCUGUCAUCUCUUUAGGGACCUGUUUUCUAUGCCCCAAUCCUGUUCCCAUUUUUUUUUUUUUUUGAAUGUACUUAAAAAAGGAACAACAAAAAACUAAGGUUGUAGAAUUAUAAAAUUGCUUCAGCCUUAGAACCUUGAGUAGGAUCCCCUCAAAUGGACUUACGUCAGUCCUUAGGGAGUCAAUGUACGUGUUGCUGCUUAUUUAAAUACAGUUCAGUCGGAGCCCUGAGAGUGCCAAUAUUUUCCCCACACCUCUUAGAUGCCUUCCUCUUCCUGAACCCUAGAAGUGGUGGGCGCCUGAGCGGGGAAUCUCAGGUGACUUAACUUACUUUGCCAGUGCCUACUCUAUUGAAGAACUGGGUUUUCAUUCUCGAGAAGAAACUCGUGGAAGGGCGUGUUUCCUAUCACAGGUUCACAUGCUGAUUUUUUUGUUGGUGAAUUUCCUUGGUGUGACUUCUGCCAAGUAAUUAUGAAGAUUUUUUGUUUGU
Callithrix jacchus (white-tufted-ear marmoset) is the source of this 3186-nucleotide messenger RNA. The record is from RefSeq and is a predicted model, not a curated record. NCBI's taxonomy places the organism in Eukaryota, Metazoa, Chordata, Mammalia, Primates, Cebidae.